This is a messenger RNA of Sorex araneus (European shrew), 1892 nucleotides long. RefSeq names its product iroquois homeobox 1 (gene IRX1). NCBI's taxonomy places the organism in Eukaryota, Metazoa, Chordata, Mammalia, Eulipotyphla, Soricidae. Gene Ontology annotation, biological process: regulation of transcription by RNA polymerase II; cell development; neuron differentiation. Bases 171 to 1562 code for a protein of 463 amino acids. Gene Ontology annotation, cellular component: nucleus. Gene Ontology annotation, molecular function: DNA-binding transcription factor activity, RNA polymerase II-specific; RNA polymerase II cis-regulatory region sequence-specific DNA binding. The record is from RefSeq and is a predicted model, not a curated record. The transcript has 4 exons.
GGGGGCCGGGGCGGGGCGGGCGCUCGAGGGGCUGCCAAUCACCGCAUCAACUUCAAAUUGGGUCCGAGCGCCCCGCCGCCGAGCCCAGGGCGGCCGCCGCAGUCGGCGCGCGAUCGCGGAGCAGCAGCCACCGGCCCCGCGCGCCCUCCCCGGGGCCCGCGUCCGCGGACAUGUCCUUCCCGCAGCUGGGCUACCCGCAGUACCUGGGCGCCGCGGGGCCCGGCGCCUACGGGGCCGAGCGCCCGGGGGUCCUGGCGGCCGCCGCCGCCGCCGCCGCCGCCUCGUCGGGCCGGCCGGGCGCGGCGGAGCUGGGCGCGGGCGCGGGCGCGGUCACCUCGGUGCUGGGCAUGUACGCGGCGGCCGGGCCGUACGCGGGCCCCAACUACAGCGCCUUCCUGCCCUACGCCGCCGACCUCAGCCUCUUCUCGCAGAUGGGCUCCCAGUAUGAACUUAAGGACAACCCCGGGGUGCACCCUGCCACCUUCGCUGCCCACUCGGCACCCGCCUACUACCCCUAUGGGCAGUUCCAGUACGGGGACCCAGGGAGGCCCAAGAACGCCACGCGGGAGAGCACCAGCACGCUGAAGGCCUGGCUGCAGGAGCACCGCAAGAACCCCUACCCCACCAAGGGCGAGAAGAUCAUGCUGGCCAUCAUCACCAAGAUGACCCUUACGCAGGUCUCCACCUGGUUCGCCAACGCGCGCCGGCGCCUCAAGAAGGAGAACAAGGUGACGUGGGGCGCGCGCAGCAAGGACCAGGAGGACUGCGGCGCGCUCUUCGGGAGCGACACGGAGGGCGAGCCCGAGAAGGCGGAGGACGACGAGGAGAUCGACCUGGAGAGCAUCGACAUCGACAAGAUGGACGAGCACGAUGGCGACCAGAGCAACGAGGACGACGAGGACAAGGCCGAGCCCCCGCGCGCGCCCGCCGUGCCCCCCGCGCUCUCCCGGGACCCCGGCUCGCCGCUGGCGGCCGCCGACGCGCUCAAGCCCCAGGACUCGCCCCUGGGUCUGGCCAAGGAGGGCGCAGAGCCGGGCAGCACGCGCCUGCUGAGCCCGGGCGCCGCCGUGGCCGGCCUGCAGGGCGCCCCGCACAGCAAGCCCAAGAUCUGGUCGCUGGCCGAGACGGCCACGAGCCCCGACGGCGCGCCCAAGACCUCGCCGCCGCCGCCCGCCGCGCCCGCGGGCGCACCCCUGCAGCACCCCGCCUUCCUGCCCAGCCACGGACUGUACACUUGCCACAUCGGCAAGUUCUCCAACUGGACCAACGGCGCCUUCCUGGCGCAGGGCCCGCUGCUCAACGUGCGCUCCUUCCUGGGCGUCGGCGCGCCCCACGCGCCGCCCCUGCCCGUGCCGCCGCCGCCGCCGCCCCUCGCCGUGGCCGCCGGGGUGCUCCACGGGGACAAAGGCUCGGCCCGCAGCAGCCCAGCGCUCCCAGACAGAGACCUUCCCCGGCCCGACUCGCCGGCGCAGCAGUUAGCGUCCUUCCAGCCGCUGCGCGACAACUCCCUGGCCCCGCCCGAGGGCGCGCCACGGAUCCUCGCCGCCCUCCCCUCCGCCUGAUCCGGGGUGGCCUCUUCACUUCUGCGGGGGGAGGGGGGAGGUGCGGGAGGGGGGCGGGAGGAACGAAGACGAAUAUUCGCCACCGCGGAGACGGGACAGUUCGGCCACGACCACCGAGACCGCCCCGGGCCGGGCCGCGCGGCCCCAGCCGAGGCCCGGGCGGCGGCUCCCGCGCGCGCUGGCCACCCUUGGUUCGGUAAUUGCCCCAAGUGCUGUGUUCUUUUUUCCCCUUCUUUCCUUUCUGUAUAUAGAGUGAUUUCAGAUUGUACAUAGCGCAUCAGCGAACUGGUCUAAAUCAUAUAUUUUUGUCUAAUAAACUAAAUGAAAUGG